AUGGAACCCCACUGGCGCCAGCCAUUGGAAGGGCCACCGAGGAUGGAGUCUGAGGUCGAUCUCCACAUCGUGAUGGCCAUGGCCCUGCCGGAACACCCUGCAGUGGUGUUCUUGGACACAGUCAAGGCCGAAGCGCAGCACCACUUGCAACAGGUGUUGGGCCAGAAACUGCACGUCGUGGGCCUGGGAGAUCAUGCCACCGCCACGCUGGACGCGGGCCUCAUGGUGAAAAGAGCCGUGACCGAAGCUGCGCCGACCACGAGGGUCGAGAUCACGAUGAGUGGCCUCUCCUGCCCGGAGAGCCAGGCUGGAAGACACCACUGCCGGUUGAAGUGCCAGGUCGCUAUAAAUGAGCCCGAACCAGCCCAUCGCCUAUGCCUUUGCCUGGGGCCAACUCUGGGUCUGCAGCUUCUGGCUUCUCCGGCUUCGGCCGCGCUGGAGCUGAGGAAUGUGAACAGUCUGCUUUAUACAGCGGACCUGGACAUAGGGGUUGGCGGACGAUCUGCUCGGGUCGUGGUGGACACCGGUUCUGCGGACUUUUGGCUGAAGCCGAACCUGCUGGUGGAGGAGGUGCAUGGUCAGAAGCUUGUCAGUGCCUCGCCUCGGCGACAGGACGUUCGUGGACAGCUACUCGUACCAGAGUAUUUGAUCCGAUACGGACUCGGUGAGGUCAUAGCGAUCCCAAUCGUCGAAGAGCGUGUUUGUGCUGGGUCCCUGUGCCUGAAGCAGAUGGAGCUCAUGCUUGCGGUAAAGAUUCAGGGCGUCCAGGAGCAGGGGGCCUUUGACGGAUUGGCAGGGCUGGCUUUCCCACUGCUGCAGCAAGCGCCGACGAAUCAGACUCUCCUCCAAGCUUUGCAGCUCCAAAGCGGCUGCAAGCACUUUGGCUUUUCCCUGGCGCUGCGCGGCGAAGGCGGCGAGAGCCUUCUCAGCCUGGGUGAAGUGAAAGAUCUCGUGAAAGCGAUGGAGAAAGCGGAGGGCGGCAGCAGCGUUCCCGUCAAGGUCGUGAAUAGAGACCAGGACUCGGAGCCUGGCUACUGGAUGGUGAAGGUGAGAAUGUCGGUCUUCAACGGCCAGAGUCAGAAUCAGCUGCUUCUGGCGAAAGGAAAGGGCCUCCUGGAUUCCGGCAGCUCCUUCCUGGCCGGUUUGGUGGGCUACAUCGUCAUGGCGCUUACCUACGGCCAUGGAGGGCUUCCCAGCCUCGCAGUGGAUGAAUCACAAAGGCUGCUGUGCAGGUGCGACGCCGGACUGAACGACCUCGUCUUCGAGGUUUUCGGCGAAGAUGGGAGAACCUUAAAGGUGACCCUCACCCAGGACGACUUGCUGGAGCCUCCGACGUCGCUCUUUUCUUCUUACUGUGCGCUUCGCCUCCUGGUGAUUCCGGCCACCGCAAACAUCCCUUAUUUGAUCAUCGGCGACCCCUUUCUUCGCAAGGUCUCCGUGGUCUUCGACGUUGAUGCCACCAGGGUGCACGUGCUGCCUGUCGGAGAUAAGAAGGGAGCUGCAUUGGUGGCAGAGGGCCUCGCCGCUGGCCCUCCGCGUGGACUGGCGCUGCUCUGUCUCGCCUCCCUGCUGACUUUGGCCCUGGCUGCGACCUGCGCCUGGCGGCGCUGGUGGCAGGGUGCGACGCUCCAGGAGGAACGUGUGUGGUUUGGAGCCGGGACAAUGCGAGAUGGGUCCUGCGCGAAGAACACCUUCUGCGUCAGGCCGCUCAUUGCCUUGGUUCUUGGCGAGUGCCGAGCUGCCAACGAUGCCUUGGCGGAGUGGAUUAGCAAGUACGUCUUCGGGGCAGCGACACGCCCAGACUCGCUUGGAGACAAUGCCUGGUGGGACGCAGAAGCCGCGGACAAGGAACCUGUCGCGGCGCUGAUCCUCGCUUUGAGAACACUUUCGCCCCUGCGCGAAGGUGACCUGGUGGUUUGCGCGCAUCCAACUUCGUUGUGCCUGAUGUGUUUUUGGGCCACCUGGAGGUUCGCCGAUGAGCUGGCGGUGAGACGGCUUCCAAUGCUCCUACACAUCUCCUCAACGCUCCUUUACGGUGCCCCGGGCGGUAGCCAAGGAGCUCUUGGCUUCCUUCGCCUGGCGAGGGACUUGCUGACUGGGCCCUUCCCCCUCAUGGCCUUGGCAGAGGGCGCCUUCCUGUCUGCCCAGCUCUUCGACCAAGUUGGGGUGCGAGUGGCCUCUGGCCCUGCUUUGGCUCUUUACCUCGAAGACACAGGCUACUUGGAGAACAAGGCGAUUGAGAGGCUCCCGACCAUCCUCGUGACGCGAGCCCGACUCUUCAACCAUCCUGCAGGCUUCUUCUUCCGCGGUCUGUUGAUGGAGUUUGCCAUCGUCAAUCAGCCAAUGGCUGAUGCCAAGCGCGGACACUUCUGGUUUUCAGAGGUUCCGAGUCUGGAUGAGAAGGCGGCUUGGGGAGAAGUCGGGGCAUUUCUGUGGUCAAAGCGAUCUCCCGCCCGAGAGGAGAUGGCGCGCUGCGCAGCCGCCUUCUUCGUUCCUUCGGACAUCCACCAGCGGACGUUCAUCGAGCUCUACCGCAUGAAUGUUCCGACCUUCAUGCCGGCUGUGGAGUGGCUUGUGCGGCUUCCGCUGGCCGAUUUCCUCGCUCGUUAUUUGAAGGUCCUGGAGAGUGUUCUUGCCAGUUCGUUGAGUCGCUCUGGUUCAGCUCUUCUCCGAAAGGCCGCAGAUGGAUCCAGGAAGUUGCUGCAGAAGGUGGCGGUGCAGCUGGCCCUCAGAGAGCCGCGCUGCGAGCUGGCUUCACUGCUCGAGGCGCUGGCCGCCUGCGAUGCAGCGAAAGAGGUGUCGGCUGCCUUAGGCUCGGCUCUCGCCGAGGUCCUCUGUGUCGAGACCAGCCCCGAGCCCCGAGUUCUGGAGUUGCUGAGGCGACUGGUGGCCAUGGAGUGGGUGCAGGUGUCCGGCCUUGUGGCAGUCGUAGAGGAGUUGGUCGCUCAGCAGAAGGAGAAUGGCGAGCUGCCUCGCAGCUUUGCCCUGCUGGACCUGGCUGCGCAGUGCGUGCCCAGGGCCGGCGAGCUGCCGAGAGCCUUGGCGAACUCUUCGCUGCUUCCGAUCUUGGUGGCUUCACACGCAGCCGUGCGUGCGCAAUAUCCAGCCUUGGCUCAGGCUGCAGUGCCGCUGCUGUGUGCAGCCGCGCCUCCGGUGCCUCUGCGGCCACGGCCGCCUCCAAGGCAGGCAGACAGCUCCUCGGAGGCCGAGGCGGAGAUCGACGAACCACUGCACGAGCCUGCUGUCGUUUUCGAGGCAGUGGAAGAUCUGCUUUCGGCAUCGACGUCUCCAGAUAGCUUGCUUCCCUACGCGCUGCUGCCGACCUUCCUACCGCCAGAGACGGGCCUCGGAGUGAGGCACCACGGCAUGCUUCUGGCUGGGGCCGGAGGCGCCCUCGAGGAGUGGGACUUGGAUGCGGGUCUCCGUCUGGAUCGCCUUUUUGCCUCCGGCGGGGAGGAGCCUGGACCCUUUCACGUGGUGAGCCUGAUGGCACCAGGCUUCUCGGCCACCCAGGGAGCCCCUCACGAGGUGUUGGUGGCUGGCGUGAACGGUCCAGACGCUGGGUUGGCUCUCUUCCGCCGCACCGAUGAUGCUUCAGCAGCCCAGGCUUGGCAGGUGGAGGCGCCGUGGCCGCCGCCAGCGCCCCGCAACGGUUGGCGCUCGUUGGAUCGCGUCUCCCGGGGCGAAUUCCUGCACUUUUCCCAGUCGCUUGUGGUGCUCGGCCAGAUGUCGGCCCUGGGAUCUCACGAAGUUGGCCUCUACGAUGCUGCGCUGAGCCCACCGCGCGGCCUCUCGGCGUGCGCAGGGCACUGGGACUUCGUGGCGGAUGUCUGUGCCAUCUCUGCACAGUCCUUCGCUUCAGCAUCCCUCGAUGGAUCCCUGCUGCUGUGGGAUCUGCGCAGUGGCCUAGGCCCCACUGCAAAGGCCGGCUUCCGGGAAGCUGCGCCCCGUUCCCUGUGCAGUGUGGCUGCAUCUGGGGAAUGUGGGCUGCUGCUUUGCGGAGGCUUAGCCGGCGAGCUCGGCCUCUUCGAUGUGCGGAAUCUCAACGAGCCGCUGGUGCGGCCUCCGGCAGUGAACGGGGCCGUGGUGCAGCUGCAGCUGUGGCCGGCAUCCGAUCAAGUCGUGGCCGCUGUUGCUUCGGCCGAAGAAGGACUCUGUUCACUGACCAUCGGCCCUGGCUGUGGCGAGGGGAGGCUGCAGCCCGCAGUGUACACUCCUGCCCUCGAGGAGCCCCGGCGUUGCUACGACGUAGCUGUCGGCCCUGGCCCCUGGCAGCGCGGCGGCCGCGGGUCUUCCAUCUGGGCUUGCAGCGACGGCGGAGUGACGCGGUUCCGCGCAGUGCAUGCCCGGGCCGAAAGCGCCAAAGAGCGCAAGGUGUCGAGCGACACGGCGUGA
Symbiodinium sp. CCMP2592 is the source of this 4395-nucleotide messenger RNA. Lineage: Eukaryota; Dinophyceae; Suessiales; Symbiodiniaceae. The record is from the annotation of a GenBank genome assembly.